Molecule: messenger RNA, 2559 nt
Organism: Penicillium chermesinum
Lineage: Eukaryota; Fungi; Ascomycota; Eurotiomycetes; Eurotiales; Aspergillaceae
Product: pentatricopeptide repeat protein
Exons: 1
Coding region: 1-2559 (852 amino acids)
Molecular function (GO): protein binding
Source: RefSeq, a predicted model, not a curated record
AUGCUCCGCCAGGCGAUUCGAGGGGCUCGGUGGCACUAUGCGGCGGGCACAUCGAGUUCCCCGCGUGCCUUUAGCGCUGUAGCGGCACGGCGCCUCGACUACGGCGGGCCAAACGACAAAGUCACCUUUUACGAACAAGACGCCCCAGGUAAAAAGCGACGGAGGAUCGAUCCAGAGGCCGAAGAGAUACAGGAACGAGAAGAAGUUCAGAAUGAGCUUUCGAGGAUACACGAGGAGCUCAAGGAACUUGAAAAGGGCCCUUUUCAUCCAGACAGUCCGUUCAUCCAAAGUUUACCUGAAAAGGAUCGCCAAAUUGCCUUAGAGGCGCUUCGCAAAUAUGACGAAGAGCAUGGAGAUUCAGAAAAUGGUCCAACUCUUGACGAUGUGUUUGACGAAGAACUUGACGACAUGUUGAAGAAGGAGUUUGAGGGAAUGGCCUUGGAGGAAGAAGAGAAUUGGCAGGGUCGACAGAAACUGGACACACGACAACAGGUGAAGGCAAGGGAUCUCGAUACUAUUGCAAACCAUCCUUUUGUUGCCAAGUUCAAAAAGAUGCUUCGCCGGUUCAAAGACGAGGAAGCGGACGAACGUACCCGACAGGAGUUAUGGAAAUCCUAUCGUCGGUGCAAGCAGGCUGUUCCAGGAUUUCUUGAAUCGAUCACUCCCGAUGAGGCUCAGGCUGUUUGGAAUUCGCAAGCCUCAUCCCAGUCCUCCAAUACUACCCGAUCGACCCAUUUACAAACCCUCGUUCAAGACACGACGUCCGUCGGCCGAACGCUUGCAACGCUCCAAAUUCUCACCUUCAUUGAAGCUUUACAUGACGGAGGCUCUACCACCGAAGCCCUGGUCACUUGGGAGGCUUAUCAAUCGGAGCUUUCUCAGAAAAAGGAGGACCUUGAAGAGUAUUGGAUGCAGGGUGUACGACUCUUCGCGGCUGAGAGCAAUCCUCAGCGGGCCCAGGAUAUUGCGUUAGCCUUCCUCGCCAAUGAUCAGUCACGCCAGCCUCGUAUUCUUAUCCCAGUUAUCAUAGCAUGGGCGAAAAUCCCCGGCGAGGAAGCCGAAGUGAAAGCGUGGACCCUAUAUCUCCAAUUGAAGACCUUCUUGGGCCCAGACAUGACAAUGGAAGAUUACGACCAAAUUAGUAUCAGCCUUCUUUCUGCAGGAAGGCUCGAUACUGCGAUAGCCAUCUUCAAAGACAUGAUGGUGACCAGGCAGGACCCUUCCAAGGACUCGACGGCUGUCUAUAGAGAAGUUCUGGGCUUGGCUGGUAAUCUCCAAGCAUCGAGCAUCAAUGAACAAGCCGUGAAUAAGGUAUCACUCUCGGUGCUGACGAUGCUACCCCGUCAAUUCCAGAAUCGCUUCUUCUUUGCCAGUUGGAUGAAGAAACUCAUUGGCAUGGGCCAUGUGGAUUCCGCAGCUUUGGUAAUUGAAUUAAUGUAUGAGCGCGGGGUGCGACCGGAUGCCAAGCAUCUUAAUGGCCUGAUCGCAGGCUGGCUUCGAGAAGGAAAUGCAGAGUCUCGAGACAAAGCUGAGGCACUGGCAUGGUCUAUGAUCCAGCACCGAAUCAAAACUGUUUGGCAGCGCUAUGAACUGACCAAGCCGGCUCCCGAAGUUCAAGUUCAAUCCCAGAAAACUGGCUCGCGUCGACUGCCUCCGUUUAUGCAGCGUGAGAUUCCGCCCGCAGGGAUCGAGACAUUCUCCAUUCUCCUUUUACAUUACACCCGCAGAGGCGAGGAUGACAUGAUCAAGUACCUUGUAAAAUGCCUCGGUGAUGCACAAAUCCAACCCAACUCAUACUUUAUGAACCAUCUCCUCUACGCCGAAUUGCGCAAGCAAGACAUUAAAGCUCUCUGGACCAAGUUUCAAAAGAUGUCUGUCUCUGUUCGCCCCGACCUGGAAACCUAUGCAUGCCUGUGGGAUUGCGCGAAGCUUCAAUACGACCGUGGCCGACCUGCCUUUGACUCAGGGUUUCCAUCCGCCCGGCAGCUCUUCGCGAACAUGGUGCAAUGGUACUCUCAGCUCCCUCCCCACGCACAGAGGAUCACGAGAGCCGAGUUCUCCAAAGAACUGUUUGACCAAAUCGUCCGCUGUUUCUGCCUCUCAAAAGACGUACCAGGCACCCUCGUUGCGCUCUACUCCAUGCGAGCAGCCUUCGGCUUUGCCCCGGAUGAUGUGACAGCUCGCUUAAUUAUUCUUCAAGUCGCACGCCUGGCAGGUGUGCCCGCCGGCACUCCUAAACAUCGCCUUCGUCGACUAUCCUCCACUCCUCGGAGUAAAGAAAAUAUUGCACAAGUCAGUCGCCUGCUCGAGAUCCUGGGGGAGCGCAAAUCCAUGGGUCUCCGGGCACAGGGACUCGGCAUUGAGCAGUUAGACCCUCAUGAGAGAGAGCAAUAUCAGCUCGAGAUCAUAGCGGAUUUGCUUCGUAUCGUCCUGAGCCGGACAGAAAACCUGGACCCGGUGCAAGUUGAGCGCAAAAUCACACUCGCUGCAACUGAAAUGGGCGUAGAUGGUAUUGAUCUGGGUCAACCUAUCGGGGUCGAUGACAGCCAACUUUUGUAA